GUUAGUGUUUACACGAAGUUUUGCGCUGCAGUUCCCAACGUGAUCUCAUUUUUCCUCCAUUUUUUAUAGCGCCCAAAUAGAGUGCCGGAGGACAGCUAAGUGCCUCGAUGCUGUCCCGUCGAUCAUAGCAAUUUCGACGUCGAUUCGUCGUCCAUCCUUCGCCCUCCGAGUGUUCUUUCGCCCGUCCCUUGUCCCUCCAUUAGCCCCCUGAGAGGCCGAGGGACCCUAAAUAUCCCGAGAUAAAUGAGCUUCCGGAUUCUUGCCCGUCCUGCCGGGAUGAGAGCGCGAGGACGGUCGAGCGAGAAGUGAGGACUCCGCAGAGACCACCUGGUCAAAUUAUCCCUUCAGGUGAGAUUCCCGGAGAUGUCAGCCUUCGGCAAAGGUGAGAACGAGGUCCUUGCGAGGCGCCGCCGACGUUCCUGGGAUUCCUGAUGGUGACGCCCAUCGAACUGGGCUAGAAGAAUCCAAGUCCUGCUGUGAGCCGAGUGCCUUAUGGAUGGGUGUUAAGUUUACCCAUGCCUGUUCCAUGCGCUGUUGUAUCGUGAAAUAAAUUAGUUUUUAUAUUUUUGAUGAUAUAAGAUUGACUUAGCGAAUGACAACAGAUGUAGUUUAACUUAUCCUACGACUAACGGUGACAUAGAUUAUUUUCAUACAAAUUAAUGAGAUAUAUGAAUACAUAGCGUCCUUCAGGCAUCAGCCCUUAAACCGUCCGUUACCAACUUUUGAAAAACCUCGUUUGGAGGCGCUGAUUUUCAUCAGAAUAUUAAAUAACACCGAUAAAAUGCCCGACUUCCUUUGAUUAUCAUUCGUUGUCCAUUCUUAUUCUCCUCUUUAUCGUUGUUAUCAUCAUCAUCAACAUUUCGAGAGAGUACCUGAUGGAAUUCUACAACAUCGAACCAAAGACGUCCAUUGGGAGUUUCGACGGGGAUCCGGAGAGUUGAAAUCACCAGAAACCGCUCCUCGCGUGGAUGAACCUUUUGUCGGCUCGAAGCGUUUGCAUUACUUCAACGCUAAGCAACUAAAAAACGAAAUCUCGACGAGUGAUCGAUCUAUAAUUCUCUCUGUUGUUUCAGCUACGCACAAUUUCCCGCUGAAAGUGUAAAUUCGUCCUGAGAAGGCUCAGCCACCUACACCUUGUGGCUCCUACGAAGGCUCGUGUGUGCUUCUGACUAUGACUCAUUCAGCUACUAAAGGAGAAAUUAAUUCAUGCCGCCGAUCGAGCCUUUUGACACCCAGUGAAGUGGAUACCUUUGCGUUCUGUUUCAUAGAAUGAAGUUCUCUAUCUAGUGUUUGUAAAUGAUUAAACUGCCCAUCGCGCGAAUUUCAAUAAUAUUCCAAGUGCCACCGUCAUUUCUAUGUUAGGUGUCGUUAGGACGUCAUGUCGAUUGAAACUAAAGUCCUCCGGCAUCCGAAAUAAUUAAGUAGUGCGGUUUUUUGACCCCGUAAACCUGUCUCAUAGCGGAGGACUACUUGAGGCAACUGACAUGUACUGUUAAGAUACUUCCACAAGGACCUUCAGACCCAGAACUCGAUCUCUUAUCACCUGCUUCAUAAUACACCCUUACCGGUACCAACACGUGUUCGAGUGCCCACGAAAACUAGGUACUUUUCAGUAUCCAGGAUCCGGUACCCCUGAGGAUUCGGGUACCUUAGAGGGAUCCGGGCAUCUCAAGGAACCUAGGUGGCCCCUAGGAUCAAAAUAUCUCGUAAGCGAAGAAAAUAAAAACAUCAGAAGUGGCGGACUAUUCCAAUAUGGCGGUCUCCGCCGGAGCCCUAGGACUCUCCCAGAUGAGACCGAUCUUCUCAGGAUACCCAUUCCAAGGUCAAGGCCGCGUGAACCAGCUAGGGGGCGUGUUCAUCAACGGGCGGCCUCUGCCGAACCACAUCCGCCUGAAGAUUGUCGAGAUGGCGGCGGCGGGCGUGCGCCCCUGCGUCAUCUCCCGCCAGCUGCGGGUGUCCCACGGCUGCGUCUCCAAGAUCCUCAACCGCUACCAGGAGACGGGAUCCAUCCGGCCGGGCGUCAUCGGGGGAUCCAAACCCAAGAUCACGACGCCCGACGUCGAGAAGAGGAUCGAUGAGUACAAGAAGGAGAAUCCGGGCGUCUUCUCUUGGGAGAUCAGGGAUAGAUUGGUCAAGGAGGGCAUCGUAGACAAAGCCUCGGCGCCCUCUGUGAGUUCGAUCAGCCGCAUCCUCCGAGGGGGAAAGAGAGACGACGACCCUCGGAAGGAUCACAGCAUUGACGGAAUCCUCGAUGGUGACCGAGGCGUGUUGAACUUUCCUGCAGGGGGAGGCAGCAUCUCCGACAGCGACACGGAGAGCGAGCCGGGCAUCCCCAUCAAGAGGAAGCAGCGGAGGGCGCGCACCACCUUCACCGCCGACCAGCUGGAAGAGCUGGAGAGGGCCUUCGAGAGGACCCAGUACCCGGACGUCUACACCAGGGAGGAACUGGCCCAGAGGACGAAGCUCACUGAGGCCAGGGUUCAGGUGUGGUUCAGCAACCGACGGGCGCGCUGGCGGAAGCAGAUGACCGGCCAGGGCAUGGGAGUGACAGCCCUGAACGCCCUCGCCAUGACGACAACCACCUAUCCCGGUUCCCUACCGCCCACUCUCCACCCACCCGUCACAGCUCCGGCACCCAUCACCUCGGCGACGACUACACCCUCUACGACGAUGGGCGCCUCCGCCCAUCAUUACGCUGCUCAUCACGAACACGCCCACGCGGCUGCAGCCGCUGCUGUAGCUCACCAGACGCACGGCGAUGCCAGUGCUUGGUCCCGAGCGGCCCUCAUGAACCAGCAAGUGGCCUCGGCAGGCGGGAGCAGCGGCGGGGGUGGCACCGGUUCUGGCACCGGUAUGUCGGACGGAACCCUCCAGGCCAACCUGCAGUCACAGACGAACCUCCAGACGCAGAUGAUGUCUAUGCUGUCGUCCAACAACAACGCCUCCUCAAUAUUCCCUCCGGGGUCGCACAGUUCAUUACUACAGACAGGUGGCGCCGGCACUGGUUCGGCAGGCUUGCUCGGCAGCCACGGGUCGUCCGCCACGGAUUACUCCACGGCCAAUGGCCUGACCUCCUCCUCUGCCGGGCAUCACGCCGACGCCGCCUCUUGGACGCCCGCCCUCCACUCGAAGGGCGCCGAUUCCUGGGCUUCCCAUCACCACACCCAUCAUAUUCCCUACGACAACUACAGCACCGUCAUGGGCGGAGGAGAGAUGCUGAUGAGCGGCCAGCACUUCCCGAUGGAGAUGAAGAGCGCUGCGGCAGCUGCGGCCUUCCACUACCCGACGCAGUACAGCGCCGCAGCAGCUGCGGCUAAUUUCAAUCAGCAGCUGAGACACCACAAGGGAGCACCACUCCCGCUUUUCUGAGGCGAACGACAUCUCCCGUAGUUUCCCCUUCAUUCUUCUUCUAGUUCUGUCAUGGAGGGAAUCCGAGGACUCGUUUUUUUAGGAGACAGACGACGACUUCAGACGCAGGCAGCGCCUCUCCCUCAUCUCUGAGGAAAAGAACUUUCUGCCGAGUUUCACAUGGACUUUUCUUCUCGUUUUGUCGUAGAGGAAACCCCAGGACACACUUCAGGAGACAGACGACAUUUCCAGCUAGCAGCUGGGACAUCAAAGGAAAGCACCUCUCGUUUUCAGAGAUGCCAGAAGAAAGGAUAUCAGUAGUUUCCGCCGCAAUCUUCUUCUAGUUCUGUCUGAAAGGAAAGCUGGAAAACUUAUUUUAGGAUGCAGACGACAAAGUUUGAAUGGAGCACAUGUUUGUGAUUGGUUGAUUUUUACUUGCUUGUGUUGUGCUUGUGUACUGGAGUGUUUACACUACAGUUACCGUUUGAUGGAAUCACACGUUUUUGCGCAACUCUAGUAUUCACUUUCAUAUUCCUAAAAGCAGACAGAACGUCACCAGAGCAAAGCAUUUUCUGCAGAUUCAGUCUCCAAGCAUUAUGAAUGGAUAUCUUUCAUCAUUCAAAAAAUAUAUAUUACGAAGAAUAAGGUUAUAACAAUGACCGGAAGCCAGUAAUGUGAUGAAAGAAUAGAAGUGACAGGUUGGUCAAAAGUUUGUCAUUCGGAGGACUGAGGAGGAAGAAAGAAAGAAAGAGAGGAAGACCUAGAGAAUGCCUAGUCAUGGUGAGGCAUAGAUGUUACUAGCAAGGGGCCUUAAUAUUCAGGUAGUGAGUGACUAAGUGCCUUAACCGGGAUGUGCUUCCUCUGCCUUAGCGUCUGAAACCACGUGGUGUUGCGGUAGUCACAUGACGUUUGGUGAUAAGCACCAGUGAUAUUGGACACUUGAUUUAGAUCAGUAUUGAUGAGAAGAGACUUGAUAUAACAUCAGCCAGGUCCUUAUCGCGUGAGCGAAAGAUAUCGGCGAGAACUAUCGCUGUACAAUAAAAGUAAAAAGACUUAUUUCCUUCAAAUUAUGCCAUUUUCUCGUGAUCUGAAAUUUCUCUAUCAUUAAUUUGUAAGGUUUCGGGAAAGAAACGUCCUUUCAAAAUAAGAUCUGGUCGCUGUCGUCUUAGUCAAACAUGUUUGUUCAUCAUCUGGAGGUGGUUUACCUUGACAGUGAACACCUUCGCAUUCCAAAAUCGAAGCUUGAACAGGAUGUUUAAUUCGUGCUUAGGUAAAAAUCAAGUUCAUAAUAUCUUAAUAAUAUCUACAACACAGGUUACAUUUUAUAAUUCCUUACAGUUCAGUACCAUGUAUAUAAACUCUGUAAAUUCACCAAGAAUUAUAAUUAUACUUCCUUAUAGGCCUCUGCCUUAAGUUCUGUAAAUCUCUAGGUUGUAAGGAGUUUGCUUUAAAAUUUACGCAUUACAUGUUAUUCACUCUGCCGUCUUGAGGAAUAUGCCAAACUUUUGACGCGUAGCAGAAACUGGAAUAUUCCGGUAUGCUAUAUCUUGUUUAGAUCUGCAGUAGGUCUAAUGCCCCACUUCGAAUCGAUUUAAAUCAUCUCUGUACAUUUUUAUCUUAAUUUUUUUCCACGUUAAUCUCCCCGUGUUCCUUUUAGUUAAGAUGAGAAUCACCUUUUAGAGUGAGCUUUUUAACCAAUACAUAACUUGCUUAAUUAUCAUGUAAACUGAAAAAAAAAGUUCCUCCGUAGGUAAGUGAAGUCGCUUUGAACAAUUGGUCUGACAUGGUAAUACUGGUAAUACUGUCUGCUCAGGGGAAUUACAAUUACAAAACUAUUUGUGGAAUGAUGGUGACAUUUGUGUCUGUUUGAAACAUGCCUUAUGUUCACUUAAAAGAUGUCAAAUUUUAGAUCUUCCAUAUUAAACAGUUUCCCCACUGAGCAGUCUCUAGAGGCAGACACUUCUGAGUGAGUGUGUACGCAGCAGACAGUAGUUCAUGACUGCACGAAUAACUGUAAAUGAAAUACGUAGUCACCUGCUAUACAGUUACAGGGGAAGUAUCUUCCUAACUAAGAUAUUUGAUAUAUAACGGGCCUCAUUCAUGUAUUCUUACAGAUACUGUAGCUAAUGAAAUUUCUGCAACAAGAGUGCCUUACUGCAUGUCCAUUUCGGUGCCAGAAUUAAGGCACCCCUGUGCCCUUUAUACAGUUAAAAAAAAAAAGGUUGAAAAUGUGUUUUGCUGAAGUCUGCUUCAUGAGUAAUAUUUUUAAAGAAUAAGGACUCAUAACUAUAAUAGUUUUGAUGUGUUUAUUUUAAUAUAUUGACAUCUUGAGUGCCCUUAAAACUAUUUUUGCUACUGAAGAAGUAAUUUAUCAUGACAGUCUAGGUAUUUUCGAAUCUCUCCUUCUCAUCACAUAUCAUUCUUUGCCUUCAUUCUUUUGUAAAAAAGAUAUUUCUCCCUAGUAGUUAAGUUAUUUGCUUUUACACGCACAGUAGUUGUAUGUUUUAGUGUUGUUAAUACAUGCAAUAAAUUUAAUCUUAUA
Macrobrachium nipponense is the source of this 5890-nucleotide messenger RNA. RefSeq names its product protein gooseberry-neuro-like. The transcript has 8 exons. Gene Ontology annotation, molecular function: DNA-binding transcription factor activity, RNA polymerase II-specific; RNA polymerase II cis-regulatory region sequence-specific DNA binding. Gene Ontology annotation, biological process: anatomical structure development; regulation of transcription by RNA polymerase II. The record is from RefSeq and is a predicted model, not a curated record. NCBI's taxonomy places the organism in Eukaryota, Metazoa, Arthropoda, Malacostraca, Decapoda, Palaemonidae. The coding region runs from base 1753 to 3369 and encodes 538 amino acids.